AUGAAACACCAUGCACCAGCACCUCUACACUCUCGUAAAGUCGUUGUGCUUGACAUCGGGCAAGCCGGAUCUAGUACAGGGCCUGGGACGAGCCAGUAUGCCGCUAGCCAGAACACUCUGGUUGAUUCUCAGGCCUCUUCGCACUCUGCGCUUCUACUAGCGUCAACACUUGUUGCUCAGCCAGCUACGUGUCCGAAGACUUACCAACAGUUCUUCUCUCAGUUAGGAAAACCACUACGUUUCAUCGGGUGGGCCGUAUCGACUUCAACUCGCCCUUCGGACGAUGACUCCUUCAAGCCCGUGUCUUACAUUCCGCCCCGAUCUGUCGUUGACGCCAUCACCGUGUCCGAGCCCCUGCCUUCUGUGGAUGACAGAGGUACGCAGACCGCGCUUUUCCUGCUCUGCGAUACGCUGAUGAUCCCUCCUCUAUUCCUUCCCUCUGCGGUGCCUGCGCUCCGCCCGCCCUCCUUUCUGCCUCUAUGGCUACCCUUGUUGAACCCCGCCACACGGUCAUGA
Messenger RNA from Peniophora sp. CBMAI 1063, 516 nucleotides. NCBI's taxonomy places the organism in Eukaryota, Fungi, Basidiomycota, Agaricomycetes, Russulales, Peniophoraceae. The record is from the annotation of a GenBank genome assembly.